GUCAUUUUCACAUUAUUAAUUAUUUACCAAAAUAAUUAAAAAAAAGUAUUUGGUCAUUUUUAAAACAGUUGACCAUUAGCGCACUGCGCUAGAAAACAAUUUGGCUUUCACGAAACGAACCUCAACACCAAAUCACUAACAGAAAUCCCUUAAAUGGUCGACCCCCCUUGAAGGUCAACGAAUAACUGUGGGAUAAUUCGCACACUCUUCACUAGUAUACACCACUCUCUGCUCGUUCCCUCCAGCAUACCCCUCCAUCCCCUGCAGCAGAUGCUGUGACGGUCGCCAUGAUGCUGUCGGGUUUCGCCUGCAGCAGCAGCAGCAGCGAGCAGUGAGAGACACACACACCGCGAGCGCGAGCGGAGCCCUCCAACCGAGCCGACAUAAACGAGGACACAUAUAUCCAGCAAAAGCUUCUGUCGUCAAGUGCAUAACAGUUUUCGAAAGCAAGGCUUGCUCCUUCUGCCAGCGUUUUAAGAGAGGGAUUUAAAGGGAAAACAGCUUGCUAGGGCUUUCGCAGUCCUGCCAGAGGAGGGGCAUAUGGGGCUUUGUAGCAAUGCAGAUCCCGUGCUGCUGAUGCGCUUUUGUUACUGCAUAAUGGAUAACCACAGAUAUCACCAUAUCACAAGGGAUUGCUUUUAACUUAUUUAGUGACUUGUUUAGUGAAAAGUGUCCUUUAUAGGAGAAGCUGAAAUCGGGAAUACAUAAGCCUAGGUUAUACGUCAAACCCAUCGGCCAGGGCAGGGUCGAUGGCUGUAAGUUCUCUGCAUCCAAGGACUGCGAAAUUGUGAUGUUGUGGAUUGAUAGGGACGGAUCGGUGUGAGAGGGACCAUGAUAAGGCUUUACAAUAUUUUUUGAGACAUUACGUUUUUUGGAGCGUCCCAUUUGCUACAGUGGGAGCAAAAACUGACCAUACUGUGAGACACCAGCAGCAACUGAAACCAUGUCUGGUGAGGUGCGUUUGAAGAAGCUGGAGAAGCUGAUUCUUGAUGGCCCGUCUCAGUCCAGCGGCCAGUGCUUCAGCGUGGAGACCUUGUUGGAUAUUCUUGUUUGUCUGUAUGAUGAAUGCAAUAAUUCUCCCCUAAGAAGAGAGAAAAACAUCCUGGAGUUCCUUGACUGGGCCAAACCUUUUACAUCCAAGGUGAAACAGAUGCGCUUGCACAAGGAAGAUUUCGAGAUCCUGAAGGUGAUUGGACGGGGAGCAUUUGGAGAGGUUGCAGUAGUAAAGGUGAAAAAUGCAGACAAAGUAUUUGCCAUGAAGAUUCUCAACAAAUGGGAAAUGCUUAAAAGGGCUGAGACUGCAUGUUUUCGGGAGGAACGGGACGUGCUGGUGAACGGGAACAGUCAGUGGAUCACGACGUUACACUAUGCUUUCCAGGAUGAGAACAACUUGUACCUGGUGAUGGACUACUAUGUAGGGGGAGACCUGUUGACUCUGCUCAGUAAAUUUGAAGAUCGUUUGCCUGAGGACAUGGCCAAGUUCUAUCUGGCCGAAAUGGUCUUGGCUGUUGACUCUGUGCAUAAGCUACAUUAUGUUCACAGGGAUAUUAAGCCGGACAAUAUCUUGAUGGACAUGAACGGUCACAUCCGGCUGGCUGACUUUGGCUCCUGCCUCAAGCUCAUGGAAGAUGGGACAGUCCAGUCCUCUGUGGCAGUUGGGACCCCGGACUACAUUUCUCCAGAGAUCUUGCAGGCUAUGGAAGACGGGAAGGGGAAGUACGGGCCGGAGUGUGACUGGUGGUCUCUGGGUGUGUGCAUGUAUGAGAUGCUGUAUGGAGAGACUCCCUUUUAUGCUGAAUCCCUGGUGGAGACCUAUGGAAAGAUCAUGAACCAUAAGGAGCGCUUCCAGUUCCCACUUCAGAUGACAGAUGUGUCCGAGGAGGCUAAAGAUCUCAUCCGGCGGCUGAUCUGCAGCAGAGAACACCGGUUAGGCCAGAACGGCAUCGACGACUUCAAACAGCACCCCUUUUUCACAGGCAUCGACUGGGACAAUAUCCGCACAUGUGAAGCCCCCUAUAUCCCCGAAGUCAGCAGCCCCACUGACACCUCCAACUUUGACGUGGAUGAUGAUUGCCUCAAAAACUGUGAGACGUUGCCCCCACCUUCACACACAACGUUUUCUGGACACCACCUCCCAUUUGUAGGCUUCACCUACACAAGCAAAUGUACUCUGUCAGAUCGAGGGUGUCUGCGGGAGUCCAUGGGACCACCACAGGUAGAUGCUGAGCUUCAGCGUAGCCUGGAGGAGAGCCUGGCCUCAGAGGCCUAUGAGAGAAGGAUCCGACGUCUAGAACAGGAGAAGACCGAGCUUACCCGGAAACUACAGGAGUCCACGCAAACAGUGCAGGCACUGCAGUACACUGAUUCAGAUGCCCCAGUGAAUGCUAAUAAAGAGGUAGAAAUCCGGAGUUUAAGAAGUGAGAUCGACAUCCUGAAGAAACAGAUAGCAGACUCUGGACAACUGGAACAGCAAUUGGAGGAGGCCACCAUAGUUCGAAGAGACCCGGAAGACUCGUCUAAAAUAAUCAGGAGCUUUGAGAAACAGCUGAAGAGUGUCAUGCAAGAAAGAGAUGAUCUGCACAAGGAGCUGCUGGAGUUGGCAGAGAAGGUGAAGGCUCAGGGGAAGGAGCUAAAGGAGGCUCACAGUCAAAAGAAGAUGGCCAUGAAGGAGUUCUCUGAGCUGAACGAGCAACUGAGCGAUCUGCUCUCACAAAAGCAGCGGCUGAGCCGACAGUUCAGAGACAAAGAGGAGGAGAUGGAAGGAGUGUCACAGAAACUAGAGGCUCUACGGCUAGAGAUUCGCAAAGCUGAGAGAAUGCGCAAAGAGUUAGAGGCCCAGGCUGAGGAGCAAGCAGCAGAAGCUCAGAAGGAGAAGAAGCUACGAGAGAGAACCGAACAGUACAGCCGACAGUUAGAGGAGGACCUGGAAGAGAUGAAGCAGUUGAAGCAGGCUGGGCCGCAUCACUCAGAGGCGAGCUCAGAUCAACAGCAGGAGCUGAUGCGCAUACGAGCGGAGCUGGAGAAGAAGAACGUGCAGUACGAGGAGGAGUUGUGCCGCCGGGAGACACUCCACACCAGCGAGCUGAAGGGCCUCAAGAAGGAGCUCCACGAUGCUGAGGGUCAACACCUCACACUCCAGAAAGAGAUUCUCAUGCUCAAAGACAAACUGGAGAAAACCCGCAGAGAAAGCCAAACUGAGCGAGAGGAGUUUGAGACGGAGUACAAGCAGAAGUACGAGAGGGAGAGAGCCCAUCUGAUGGAUGAAAACAGGAAGCUCGCAAGUGAAGUGGAGAAACUGAGCUCUAUGUAUGACCAGCUCAACAGUAGUCACAAGCAGAAGGACGAGGAGAUGAGAGAGUUGGCUGAUAAGAAGGAGAGCAUUGCCCAUUGGGAGGCCCAGAUCACUGAGAUCAUACAGUGGGUGAGCGAUGAGAAAGAUGCUCGUGGUUACCUCCAAGCUCUAGCCACAAAAAUGACAGAGGAGCUUGAAGGGCUCAGGAACACCAGCUUGGGAGCCAGAGGAACGGACAUGCCGUGGAAGAUAAGGCGCUUUGCUAAGCUGGACAUGUCUGCGCGUCUAGAACUGCAGUCUGCGCUGGAUGCGGAGAUCAGAGCCAAACAGUCCAUCCAGGACGAGUUUAACAAAGUCAAAGCAUCCAACAUUGCCACAGAAUGCAAAUUGCAAGAGUCCGAAAGUAGAAACCAGGAGCUGCUUGCAGAAAUUGAGAGGCUGAGGAAAGAGACAGAGGAGCUGAGACUGAGGAGAGGUGUGAAGCACCAGGAUUCCCAGAAUUCUUUCUUGGCAUUCCUCAAUGCCCCCACUUCUGCUCUGGAUCAGUUUGAUCGGUCACCCUCUUUUGGUCCCGGCAGCAAAACCAGACGUCUUGACUCGGCAGAUUUCACUCCCUCUAACACUCCAUCACGAGAUGAAGAUGCAAGAUCUCGUCGUAUAUCACGCUCGCGCUCUCCGUCAUCUGCCAGUGACAUGGAGCCUAUAGAGUUGAUUGACCACACGUCACGUAGUCUGCAGACGCCAACAGGAAGAUCAGGCUAUGGGAGCUUGGGACACUCUUCACCGAAGCCCAAGGCGCACCAGCUUAGUGUGAAGACCUUCAGCGUUCCCACCAAAUGUAACCAGUGCACCUCUCUGAUGGUGGGACUUAUCCGUCAGGGCUGCGCCUGUGAAGUCUGCAACUUCUCCUGUCAUGUCACCUGUGCUGAUAAAGCACCCUCUGUGUGCCCCGUUGCACCAGACCAAACCAAGGGCAAAUUGGGAAUCGACACUCAGAGAGGCAUAGGGACUGCAUAUGAGGGCCAUCUUAGGAUACCAAAGCCCACAGGGGUGAAAAAGGGUUGGCAGAGGGUCUGGGCAGUGGUAUGUGACUUCAAACUUUUCCUGUAUGAGCUUGGAGAAGGGAAGGGUGCCCAGCCUGGUGUCAUAGUUAACCAGGUCAUCGCCAUGAGGGAUGAAGAGUUUUCCGCCAGCUUUGUUCUGGAGUCUGAUGUCAUCCAUGCUAACAGGAGGGAUAUCCCCUGUAUUUUUAGGGUAACAGCAUCUCAGCUGUCCACCUCCUCCAGUCAGAAGACGUGCAUCCUGAUGCUGGCCGACAAUGAGCACGAGAGGACAAAGUGGGUGUCUGCACUGAAUGAACUGCACCGCAUUCUGAGGAAAAACAAGCUGAAGGAGCGUUUCGUGUAUGUGCCUAAAGAAGCGUAUGACAGCAGCCUUCCUCUCAUCAAAACCACCCAGACUGCUGCUAUUAUUGACCAUGAACGGGUUGCUUUGGGGAACGAGGAAGGCCUGUUUGUAAUCCACGUCACCAAAGAUGAAAUUGUUCGUGUGGGUGACAUUAAGAAGGUCCAUCACAUAGAACUGAUGCCCAAAGAGCAUCUAAUGGCCGUGAUCUCGGGCAGGAACCGACAAGUGUGUCUGAUCCCCAUGGCUGGGUUUGAUGGGAGAGAGAUUGACAAGAAUAAGGUGGCAGAUACUAAAAACUGCCAGGCACUGGUGUCUGGUGUGGUGCGCAAUAACACCUGCUUCUGCCUCGCCAUUAAACGGCAGAUCUCCUGCUACGAAAUUAACAAGAGCAAGUCUCGCUAUUGCCAUCUGGUGGACAUACAAGCUCCAGGAACUGUCCAGUGGAUGGCGUUCUUUGGCCAACAGUUAUGUGUAGGAUACCAAGCGUGCUUUAUGCGCUACAGUUUGCAUGAAGAUACCCCUCCGGUCAGCAUGCUCCACCCAGAUGACCCAACAUUGGCGUUUAUUAAGGCAGAGAACUUGGAUGCCCUUUGUGCAGUGGAUAUCUCCAAUAAAGAACUGCUGCUCUGCUUCAGCAAAAUUGCAGUGUAUGUAGACACACACGGGAGACGCUCGCGCCAGCAAGAGCUAAUGUGGCCCGCGACGCCCACCGCCUGCUGCUACAACGCCCCCUACCUGUCGGUCUACAGUGAAAAUGCAGUGGAUGUGUUUGAUGUGAACACUAUGGAAUGGAUACAGACCAUUCCUCUCAAAAAGGUCCGGCCGCUGAACAUGGAGGGUUCUUUGAAUCUCUUGGGCCUGGAGACGGUCAGACUCAUCUACUUUAGAAACAAGACUGCAGAGGGGGACGAACUGGUGGUGCCUGAGGUGUGUGAUAACAGCAGGAAGCAGAUGGUACGCAGCAUGAGCAACAAGAGACGAUUCUCGUUCCGUAUUCCUGAGGAGGAGAGACUGCAGCAGAGGAGAGACAUGUUGAAAGAUCCAGAGAAAAGGAACAAGUUGAUCUCCAGUCCUAUGAAUUUUAACCACGUGGCUCAUAUGGGUCCUGGAGAUGGAAAGCAGAUCCUCAGAGAUCUGCCAAUGAAUGUACGUGCUCAGGACAAUCGAGCCGUAUUCAGCGGUUCCAUCAGCAUCCCAUCAAUCACCAAAAACCGUGCCGAACCUGGGCGAUCCAUGAGCGCCAGCAGUAGCCUAGGAAUGCGAUCGUCCUCCCAGAAUGGCAGCGCUCUGAGGAGGGAGUUUUCGGGUGGAAGCUACAGCUCUAAACGCCAGACCAUGACGUCACCCUCCGAGAGCUCGCUGUCGUCAGGAGGCGGGAUGGACGUGGGCGAAGCGCCGCUCUCUCAGUUCGAUAGAGAGUGGCAAGCAGUAUCGCCCUCGGAGAAGACCCCUGAUCUGAAAAGGGCUUUAAGGACCCUGCUUAGUAAGAUGAAGGACUCUGAUUCACCUCGGCACUCCACCGCCUCCAACAGCUCCACCUUCAGCAGCCCGCCGAGCCCCGCCUCCCCGCACAAAACAAAGUCCCUCUCCCUGGAGAGCACAGACCGCACAGUGUGGGACACAUGAUGGACUCAACAACGAGCCAAUCACAACAAACUUUGAGUCUGCCAGUCACAGUGCUCCGUCCCCUUCCAUCCAGUCGCAUCCAGGCACUACAGGCCCCUUCCAAUUAAUUUGCAUAAAGCAUCACCACUGGGGAACGUACAAAGGAGAAACCACACCAACACAAGCGUGUGUAUGUUUGAGCGACCAGGACGCGCAUGACCUGCAAAAGCUGAUUGGAGGAAAAAGUCGAAGUUCGGUUCUGGAUUUUAAUGUGACUGGUGUUUGUACAUAGAAUGGGUUAGGGUUAAACUUUUAUUUAUUUAUCAUUUAGCCAUUUCAAAGUGGAAAAUACUGUCCCGUCCCUCUCAUGUAAUGGAAUGAUGAUUCCAUUAUAGAAUCUCUCUAAUUUACCUGGGGGAAAAAAUGCAAUGAUGUAUAUAUAUAUUUUUUGCUUUUAAAAGUGAUGUGUGCUGUGAUUCGUUUGUUACUUUGGCUAAAUGGAUGAGAGACGACCUCAUCUAUCGCUUCCUGUCCUAGAUUUGUAGGAAUUUAUAGAGGCGAUGACGUGGAAUCUGUUACUGUCAUCUUCGCCAAUCUCCACAUAAUCCAAACCUUCCGUGAACCAACAUGACCUGUGAAAACACCACAUUAAUGUACAUAGGUUAAAAGUAUAGUAUAAUAUAUAAUAAGGAAAUAUUGAAGAGAUAAACUAUGUGAAAAAAACCUCAUUGCUUUUAUUUUUUAAAAAUUAUUUUAAUAUACUCGUGCUGAGACCAAUUAAAAAGUUCUGUCAGUUCCUUUAGACUUAAUUUUUUUUUUUUUUGUUUAUGAUAAAUAUUGCCUUGUGUAUUUUUAUUUCUUUGUUGUUUCUUUUUUUUUUUAAAGAUUUUUGUGAGACACUACAAAUGUGCUUAAACUAUAAAAUUUGCAUCAUGUCUGGGUUAAGUUGUGCUUUAUUAGAUGACAAUACAUGCAUUGACUUGACCAAAACUGUACAAAUAUCAGCAAGGUGGCAUACAAAUAUCAUAUUUCUGCAAUCUGGAACCUUUAAAUCCAAAUUGUGGAACUGGUCCAACGUGUAAUUUGAGAUUUGCAGACAGACAAAUGAUAAUGUGUUUUGUUCCUGGAUGGUUUCAUCUUAAUGUAUCAGUAUGGGAAAUCGCUUCACCCAUAUAGUUUGGCUCUUUCUAUCUUUUCAUUGGAUAAUUCCGUAACAUAAUCCCGUUAAGUGUUAAAACGUUCACACCAUAAUUAAAUGUGCCAUUAAAAUCUAUAACAAGAAUCUGCUCCCACAAUGCCAGCAUGUAUUUGUCAUUACUUAGUUGUCAGAUUGCAUUUCUUUUGGUUUCAAAGGCAUUUAGCCCAUCCGAGGAAAAAUAAAUGUUUAAAACUCCUCAGAAGUUACACGUCUAAUAAGCGACACAGGCUUCACUCUGUUCCAUAUUCACUUUGCAGCUGAUUUAAUCAUUAGUUACACAAAAAAGUGAGUCGCCCACCUCAUGCAGGCUUCUGUUUGGUGCUCAGAUUCUGUUCCUUAAAUUCCAUAAAGUCGGGAAACUUUUAAU
Molecule: messenger RNA, 7869 nt
Organism: Carassius auratus (goldfish)
Lineage: Eukaryota; Metazoa; Chordata; Actinopteri; Cypriniformes; Cyprinidae
Product: serine/threonine-protein kinase MRCK alpha-like
Exons: 40
Coding region: 944-6325 (1793 amino acids)
Biological process (GO): peptidyl-threonine phosphorylation; actomyosin structure organization
Cellular component (GO): actomyosin; cytoskeleton; cytoplasm
Molecular function (GO): ATP binding; protein serine/threonine kinase activity
Source: RefSeq, a predicted model, not a curated record